AUGAGCUCUUGCGGAAAAAAGAACUCUCUCUAUCAAUCAUUGGUGGUGAGGGAGCAUACAGGCAGUUGUUUUGCGGAUGAUUCUCGGGAGUGUGCAUUGAGCACAGGCGCUGAGGACUUUCUUGUCUGUGUAGAUGAUCUUAUUGCCACUGAAAACACGGCUAUGGAUCAGUCUCCUUUUUUUUUGGUUGAGGAUCGUGCGGCACAACUGCAAGCCAAAAAUGAGGGUGAUGUGGCCACAGCCACACCGAAAUAUUCCACGGAAGAGCAGCAGUCUUCUUCUCUUCCUCCUCCUCCCCCUGUUGAGGUGGAAGUGCGCCAUGAGAAACCCAGGACUGAAAGAGUGAGUUUGUUCGCUCGAGCAAAGAUGUGCUCUAGUGCGACUGCCGCUGUUGUGAAUAGGGAGUCAGAAGUCUUAAAUACGAGAAAGUUUUUGAAAUAA
This is a messenger RNA of Trypanosoma cruzi, 441 nucleotides long. RefSeq lists its product as uncharacterized. Lineage: Eukaryota; Euglenozoa; Kinetoplastea; Trypanosomatida; Trypanosomatidae. The record is from RefSeq and is a predicted model, not a curated record. Bases 1 to 441 code for a protein of 146 amino acids. The transcript has a single exon.